Molecule: messenger RNA, 5625 nt
Organism: Fulvia fulva
Lineage: Eukaryota; Fungi; Ascomycota; Dothideomycetes; Mycosphaerellales; Mycosphaerellaceae
Exons: 4
Coding region: 1-5625 (1874 amino acids)
Source: RefSeq, a predicted model, not a curated record
AUGGCGCGCUUCCCCAUCGAUGCCUGCAGGCUUGCAGGUAUUGCUGUCACACUCAUUACCACAGCCAGUGCACAGAACCCACCUCCUCCGGCUUACAUGGCAUCAUGUCCUACACCUGCCACCACAGCACCAUUCACUGUUCGGGACGAGUGCGGUAUGGACUACCAGAUUAGCUGCGGACGAAACACAGGCGGUACCCAAGAUAUUGACUCCGGAGUAUACGCGGAUACUUUCAACUACUGCUUUCAACGGUGUUCCGCGAACACGGAGUGUACAUCAUUCACCUUCCAGACCGAGUCGAAGAGGUGCUACAUCAAAAGGCUAGGUUCGCAAAACACUUGGAUAGCUGGCAAUGUUUACGACAUAAGCGCCAUACAGAUCUUGCCAAGAACUGGUAGUCCCGGUGCUUGCGUUCCCAAACCGGAGAGAAAUCAAAUACUCACAACUGAUGAUCCAGCCCCUGUGUGUCCCGACAACACCGACACGCUCUACAACAGCGCCAACGGCAACCAGUAUCGACUCCGCUGUGACACGGGCUUUGUUAAUGCUGGAAGCUACAUGAUGCCACCGGGCAACAGAGGGUCUUUCACUGCCUGCAUCAACUCGUGUACCGAUGCUAUACAGUGUAGUGGUAUCAGUUUCGCGGGAUUUGCUAGGCCGCAGGACCAGGGUCAGGGAGAUUGCUACAGGUUCACAUCUGCCAAUACGGGGGCUUUGGUCAGAGGCGGCGGCAAUGUGGUCGCAGUGAGGCAGAGCCCAGCCAUCGUCGUACCGCCCGCGGCCGUCUCGACAACUACUACCACCGGUACUUGGACCGCAACGACUACGCUAAGCACAACCUUUGCCAACUCCUACGCACCUUCUCCGACUAACGUAGUCGUCAUUGGAGUGCCUUACCCGACUACCACCUCGACCUUGGCAGGAGGCUAUACGACCACCGAGACCCUCACUACGAUAGCGGGCUCUGAUGCGACUCCUACUGCCACAGUCGUAGAAGGAGUACCAUAUUCAUUACCGUACAUCGAGUUCACUGGUGAGACUUUGACCGGCAUCUGUCCCGCUGGUGCUGGGAAUACCUAUCGUAGCGCUGGUCAGCUGUAUCAGAUCUCGUGUGACGGCGCAUGGGCCAAUAAUAUCGAGGACACGGGCGUAUCGGGCCAAACAGUCGACCAGUGCCUCGCAUCGUGUGGCGCCAACCCUCAAUGUGGCGCGGCAACCUUCAGCCCUGGGAUGGACACUGGGACAAGCACUGGGACGUGCUAUUUGCAGACGCUGACUACCUAUUAUGAACGUCAACUGGAUGACGCCACGGAUGGAAACAUAGCCAUUCGAAAGAUUCCUGGCGAUAUCCUCACUCAGCCUGUCGUAACAGUCUCCUCCACUCUGAUCGGAGAUUACUCGACCAGAACGACUAUUAUGACAAUAACUGGCGGGCCUGGGCCUAGUCCAAGCAACACUGAAGUCUUCGGUACGCCAUAUUCUAGUCCGGCGGCCACUGUUACAACACUUGCAACCGCGUGUCCUCAAAGCGCAGGGUCCGUGUAUCGCGAUGCUGGACAGCUUUAUCAGAUUUCCUGCGGAGGCGACUUCGCGAACGAUCUUCAGCCAGCCACUCCCGGGCUCAAUAUCCUCUAUGACCAGGAUCUUCAGGAUUGUAUCACUGCAUGUACUAACAGAGCUGACUGCGGAGCCGCCACGCUCGCCGGCUCUACUUGUGUUCUUAAGAGUCUCGACACGUACUACUACCGCCAAGAAGACACAGCUACUGAAGAUAAUAUUGCUGUUCGGAAGAUUGCAGGCAAUGUGUUCACAACCACGAUAACGGCGAGUACUACGACCACGUCUGAUACAUCAUCAAGUGACACAUCGACACUAUCCACUCUCACGGGAGCCUAUGCUGCUACCACGACUCUCACGUUCCCUGGCACGCAGGUGCCUCCCACGCCUACCACUUAUAUCGGUGUACCAAAUCCUGCGCCAACAGCUACCAUCGUACCGCCCAGUCUGCCGUGUCCCGCGAACCCUGGUCAAUACUACCGCAGCGCCGACGGACAGCUGUAUCAGAUCUCCUGCGGUGGUGACUAUGCUCGUGAUGAAACACCGUUGCCAGUCCCCGGAAUAGACCUUGACGCUUGUGUCGCCCUCUGCGAUGCAUCCGAUACCUGCGGUGCCGCGGUCUUCGAUCCCAGAAUUGGCGGCGCGUGCUAUCGGAAGCUGCUGAAUACCUAUUACUACCGACAAGAAGAUCCCGACACGGCCAGCAACGUUGCUUUGAGGAAGGUCGUUGGAGAUCGAGUGACCACCACUGCUACUACGGCAACGACAGCAACAGCAGUGGUUGAGACAAGCAGCGAUGGUGAUCCUGCGACAACAACCGACACUGCUUCCGGUACAUCAACAUCGUCGACUGCAUCGACCUCUUCCGGUGCUGCACGUGCAACCAUCUCAGCUCCGGCGAGUCCCUGUCCAAAUAACGUAGGCCAGGUAUACCGCAGUGAGGACGACGUGCUAUGGGAAAUCUCAUGUGACAACGACUUCACCGGAUACACAGAUACAAACAUAGCCACCGCAGAUUCCAACAUCGAGGCUUGUCUCGCUUUGUGCGAAGUUACUCCUGGCUGUGGUGCUGCGGUGUUCAACACUCAGAACGUCCACUGUUAUCUGAAGCCUGAGAAUGCUCCGUCAACGCCUCCAGGUGAAGAAACCGCGAUCGGCAACGUCGGGUUCGUAAGACUCGAGGACCAGGGUGAUAUUCCGGAGGACCCCAACGCAGAUGUCGAGAUCGAAGAUCCCACACUUCCUUGUCCCGAUUACGAUGGCGCCAUCUACCGCAGUGAAGGUGGAGAGGAGUAUCGAAUCACUUGCGAUAGUGAUUUUGCAUUUCAGGGGACCUCACUCGGAUAUGGACUCAUCCUGCGAAACCUCGGCCUUGAAGCUUGUCUCGCCGAGUGUGAGAACAACGCUGGUUGCGGUGGAGCAGUCCUACUGGCCCCAGACUGUUUCUUGAAACCUCCGGACACAUACCUCACCCGCGUCGGGACAGCCGAGGGCAGCGUCGCCCUGAGGAAGAUAUCGGGUCCUGCAGUCGCCUCCUCGGUCUCCAGCGCUACCUCAGAACCUACUGCCACAUCAACGACUGAGAGUGCCAGCACCCUAACGGACUCAGUAACUUCGAUAAGCUCUGCAAUUUCUGCUCCGACGCCAAACCCAUGUCCCCGUGGUGCGGACGGUACCGUAGUGUUGCCAUAUGUCGACUCCUUCGGUGAUGCUUACCAAGUCUUCUGUGGUGGGGCUGCAGAAUACAACCAGGAUCUGACACAGCUAAAUGACCUGACGAAUCUCGACGCAUGUAUGGUGGCCUGCGACACAACACUCCGAUGCAACGCGGUGUCUUGGAUCGGUGGCAACUCUGGCGCUGGUCAGUGUACUCUCAAGCAAGGAGCGACCCAGGACGGUGCGGUCUCGGACGAGAUGUUCGUCGCAGUACGGGUCAAUGGCCCUGUCGACAGCGUCCCAGCCCUCAGUACUAGUACGGAGGCUGCAACAGGAACAACAGCGACAGCGACAUCGUCUACUGCCUCGAUCAACACCGAUGAUGUGCUUACCAGCUCAAGUACCACAUCAAGUGCUACGACCUCACCUACAUCCUCGCAAUGUCCAGAGCCACUCGAAGAUGUCUGCGCGAAUGAACAAAAUGAGUUGGGAGUCAUCACUUGUAUCAUCUCCGACGAGUACAACGAGCUCUACUCGUACAACUGUGGCAACACCAUCACCGGUCCUACCAUUCCUACCGACGAGGUCAGCCCAGACCCCUAUGGGCAAGUUCCAGACGUGGUCGACCUGGCCGGCUGUAACUUGCUAUGCGAGCGCAACAGGCCUCGCUGUAAGGCGGUGAACUUCUACCCUGCUACAGGCACCUGCAUCUUGGUAGAGACACCUGAUGGUUACGAGAUCACUCCGGGCGCCAUCUCUUGCGAGCAGGAGAAUUCCGACUCCGAUGGCUCUACGUCGAGUAGCACCAGUGGACCGACCGCACCACCCUACGACUCAACCGCGACUGGAGGAACAGCAUCAGCAACAUCGAGUCAAACAGAUUCCGCCACUAUCAGCACGGAAUCUUCCGCUCCUACCGCCUCGAGCUCUGCCACAGAGAGCGCAUCAAGCGUCUCAAGCACCGGCACGGGCACUAGUUCUAUUCCAUCCGCAGGUAGCUCGAGUGGAGGCAGCUCGGCCACCGGCUCCAUGGCUUCUCAAUACCCAGGCGGCUCUAGUGAAGCUAGCGUGGCCACCGAUUCAACGACUUCCUCAGUCUUUGAAGCGACCUCAAGCCCGACUACAGAUCUCUCAGGAACGAUCUUCGGCUCCUCGUCAUCCUCACAGUCACCUUACAUCAUCCCGACCAUCAGCACUGGCUCCACAACUUCAUCAGACCUUAAAGUGACCUCAAGCCCAACUACAGAUCUUUCAGGAACGAUCUCCGGCUCCUUGUCACUCUCACUGCCGACAGACUACUUCCCUGGAGGUCCGUCCCAAUCUGAUGCGACAACCAUAUCGACCGGCGUCACUCAAUCUUUAAGCACCCUUUCGACCGAUGUGAGCAGUGCGCCCUCGGACGGGCCACCAGCUAGCGAGUAUCCACCGCCGGGAGGCUCUUCUCAGACUACUGGUUCGUCUUCAUCAGGUGGUUCCGUCUCAACCAUUACGGUAUCAAUUCCAAGUGGAUCAAUCAUGAGCGUUUCUAGUACUACCUCAACGGGAACGGCCUCGGCUACAAGUGGCUCGGAGAUUCCUACUGGUUAUGAAAAUGGCAGUGCAUCAGGAAGCUCCUCAACAAGUUCAGGCAGCCAACAGAUACCUAUCAACUACAACACUGGCAGCUUUACAUCAACAGGUCCGCCAUUGACAGGCUCAAACCCCGCAUCGUACCCAGGAGGCAAUGGUAAUGGCGCUACAAGCGGCUCAUCCACCAGCACCACGACAUCAGGGCCAGCUCCGUACGUGAGCGUCUGUCCAGCGUACGAUGGUCAAUACUUCACUGCACCAGCCUAUGGCUCUAGCCAGUACCUGGUCGACUGCGACUCUGCCUACACCGGUGAUGAGAUUAUCAACCCUAUCCAGUACCGCCAGCUCUCCUACUCUCCACAGCAAGGCAGCUGCAUGGCAACCUGUGACAAGAUGAUCAAUUGUGUUGCCAUUAACGUCGCGCCCGAGGGUUGCCAGUACUUCAGUCGAGUGAAUGAGACCUUAACCAUCAGCCCAGGCACCAUCGCGCUGCUGAAGACUGAACAAGGCACGAUUCCCGAGUAUCCAGGUGGGGUUAGCACGCCUCCAGGCAGUCAGACGCCCACUAGCCCAGGAACAUACCCGCCAGGUGUUAGCGUGACACCUUCCACGCCAGGCGGCGGCAGCACUCCUCCAGGUAGCAUUGGUACAGGAACACCAGCCACCACUCCAGGCGGAAAUGAAACGCCACCAGUCUAUCCUCCAGGCAGCAGCGGCGGUAGCAGAACUUCCACGGUCAACAUUGUGACGGUCACGGUUUGCUCGGCACAGACGACUAGGACCACAACUUUGUUCACUACAAAUACUGUCACGACUUGUGCUGCACAGGGAUGUCCCAAAUGA